UUGAAGGUGAGGAGGGGGAGGAGGAGGAAGUAGAAAGUGAGUGUGAAACUAAUAAUACAGAAAAAGAAAUAAUAAAUGGAAACAGUUUGAAACAAGAUGAGUAUGCUGAAAGUGACACAUCAGAUGAAGAGGACAUAAGGAAUACAGUAGGCAAUUUUCCCAGGAAUAUGUUUAAGCGGGAAGUUGCCAUUGGACGGUGAACUGCUACAAAAGGACAACCUGAUUCGUCUGAAACGUUGUAUAUAUUCGCUACAGCGGGACGGCCUACCUCCAGUAACUACACACAACGUUGUCGACGACUGGAAUGACCCUGAUCUGAACUCAGUUAGGAGAUGCAACAUGUUCAACACAACGCACGAUCGAGUCAAAAUGGUGUUCCAUCCGCAGUUUUUGAGCCCCUCCAACCCCUUAUUCGGGUUGGACUACGAGGUGUUUGUGAGAGGUUGUCAUUUGGGUGUGUUCCCCAGUUAUUAUGAACCGUGGUGUUACACUCCGGCCGAAUGUACCGUUCUGGGAAUCCCCAGCAUCACCGCCAACCUGUCCGGUUUCGGUUGUUUUAUGGAGGAGCACAUUGCCGACCCGAUAUCUUACGGAAUUUACGUUGUUUUCAGGAGGUACAUUGGCUUGGAAGAUUCGCUACAACAGUUGGCGCAGUACAUGUUCGACUUCGCACGUUUAAACAGAAGACAAAGGAUCAUACAAAGGAACAGAACUGAACGGUUGAGUGAUAUGUUAGACUGGAGGAAUCUAGGAGUCUAUUUUUUAAUAGUAUUACAGACAGGCCAGGAUGAAGGUUUUGACAACAGUAUAUCCGGAUUAUAAGGAGAAAAUUUCUUCAGCAAUGGGUACUUUGAAGUACCCUAAACCGUUUUCGGAGCCUCCAUCGCCAAGCAACAGUAAAUUCACCACCCCAUCCGGUUCUCUGCAUGGAUCUGACGAUGACAACGAUUCCGUCGACUCCGAAGGAGAAUUGGAGGAAUUGAGGGAAAAUAAAACAACAGCGAAACCAUGAGGAUGCCAAUCUCUUAAAUGAGUUUUUUAAACUAGAACUAGUUUUAUUUUUUAUCUUUCUUCCGUAAUUAUUUUACAAUUGAUACAAUAGAACUGAUGUACAAAUUUGUUGAGAUUAUCAGAGACAUUAUUUCUACAAAACUACGCAAUAUUGUUAAAAAUCACAUUAUUAUAAAUACAUAUAUAUGGUAAAAUAUUAAAUAUA
Aethina tumida (small hive beetle) is the source of this 1216-nucleotide messenger RNA. RefSeq names its product glycogen [starch] synthase-like. Bases 340 to 822 code for a protein of 160 amino acids. Gene Ontology annotation, biological process: glycogen biosynthetic process. NCBI's taxonomy places the organism in Eukaryota, Metazoa, Arthropoda, Insecta, Coleoptera, Nitidulidae. Gene Ontology annotation, molecular function: alpha-1,4-glucan glucosyltransferase (UDP-glucose donor) activity. The record is from RefSeq and is a predicted model, not a curated record. Gene Ontology annotation, cellular component: cytoplasm. The transcript has 5 exons.